This is a messenger RNA of Morus notabilis, 1359 nucleotides long. RefSeq names its product translocase of chloroplast 34. Bases 191 to 1129 code for a protein of 312 amino acids. The transcript has 8 exons. Gene Ontology annotation, molecular function: GTP binding; protein-transporting ATPase activity. Lineage: Eukaryota; Viridiplantae; Streptophyta; Magnoliopsida; Rosales; Moraceae. Gene Ontology annotation, cellular component: chloroplast outer membrane. The record is from RefSeq and is a predicted model, not a curated record. Gene Ontology annotation, biological process: intracellular protein transport.
ACUCGAAGAGUUAAGAGAGGCGACAAAAGCCGGUCUCUCCGCCAAAAAAAUCGAAAACGGGGGGGUAGAAAAGGCAAAAACUGCAGUGUUCCCCCACCCGAACAUUAUCUCUUUUUCUCUUGCAAAACAAUUUACCGUUUCCAUUAAACCCACCUUUGCUUUCAGGAAUAGUUAAGAAUUAGACUGAGAAAUGGCUGCCCAAAUUGUCAAAGAAUGGUCAGGGAUUAAUUCAUUUGCACCUGCCACUCAGACCAAGUUGCUCGAAUUGCUGGGAAAACUCAAGCAGGAGAAUGUGAACACAUUGACGAUACUUGUCAUGGGAAAAGGUGGAGUUGGAAAAUCGUCUACUGUGAACUCAAUCGUUGGGGAAAGGGUAGUCACCAUUAGUCCUUUUCAGUCUGAAGGCUUAAGACCGGUGAUGAUUUCACGCUCAAGAGCGGGUUUUACGUUGAACAUUAUUGAUACUCCUGGGCUCAUAGAAGGGGGAUAUAUCAAUGAUAUCGCGCUUAAUAAUAUCAAGAGCUUUCUUCUGAAUAAGAUAAUAGACGUCCUACUCUAUGUGGAUCGGUUAGACGCAUACAGAGUUGAUAACUUGGACAAGGAGGUUGUGAGUGCCAUUGCCAACAGUUUUGGCAAACGAAUCUGGAAUCGAGCUUUAGUUGUCCUUACACAUGCUCAGCUUUCACCACCAGAUGGCUUGCCUUAUGAUGAGUUCUUCUCGAAAAGAUCCGAGGCUCUUUUGAAAGUUGUUCGCUCUGGUGCGGGGUUAAAGAAACAUGAUGUGCAAGGUUCUUCAAUUCCUGUGGUUUUGGUUGAGAACAGUGGAAGGUGUAAUAAGAAUGAGAGUGAUGAAAAGGUUCUUCCGAAUGGAAUUGCUUGGAUUUCUUAUUUAGUUGAAAAAAUCACGGUAGUGGCGUUGAAUGGAAGCAAGUCUAUUUUUGUUGAUACGAAGUUGAUUGAAGGGCCAAACCCCAAUGAGAGGGGGAAGGCCUUCAUUCCUCUGAUUUUAUUAAUCCAAUUCUUCUUUGCCAUUAAACCAAUUGAGCGGGCAAUCAGGACGGAUAUUGCAAGGGAGAGCAGACCUGCAUGGGAGAUGCGGGAUGCAAGCUUGGCCAGCCGCAAGUUCUGAUUUGGCUUAGUAUUUAGUUGUAUUAUGGAUGUAUGCCUUGAUGCAGUUUUUCCUCUGUUCAUGUUUUAUCUACCCGUUGCAAGUAGUUGUUCCAAUAUUCUGCAGUAGCGAUAAUCUACGGCAGUGAAUUGUUUUAGCUUUUGGAGAGAACUGGAUUUGUUGUUUGGCUUAUGUUCUUCUGUUGGAUCAUCGAUUUUGCUAAUAAUAUAGUAGGUAUUUCUUCUGUUCAA